This is a messenger RNA of Chelonus insularis, 672 nucleotides long. RefSeq names its product interferon alpha-inducible protein 27-like protein 2B. The record is from RefSeq and is a predicted model, not a curated record. Gene Ontology annotation, cellular component: membrane. NCBI's taxonomy places the organism in Eukaryota, Metazoa, Arthropoda, Insecta, Hymenoptera, Braconidae. The transcript is spliced from 2 exons. Bases 219 to 485 code for a protein of 88 amino acids.
UAUGUAAUUGCGUUGCCGGUUACUUAGGGCAGUAAGCGAAUUUUCAACCGCCACAAAGACAAGAAUCGUUUAUAAAUCGCAAUUGGUUAGGAAUGAAAUAAAACGGGGAAUCCUGUACAGUCGUAGACAUUUUGCAAAGUAUAUUCGACGAUUCAUUUUCUGUGUGACAUCGAAACCGUCAAUAGCGAAAUAAUUCAAUCAUCGUUUUCGUUUUAAAAAUGAAUACAAUAUUCCAAAUCGGUGGUGCAGUAAUUCUUGGUGCCGGAGCCAUUGCUUAUGGUGUUCCUGCUGCUGUUGGAGCAUUAGGCUUUAAAGCAGCAGGGAUUGCAGCAGGAACUACUGCUGCAUCAAUGAUGGGCGCAUCAACAACUGCUGGAGGCCUAGUUGCGACGCUUCAAAGUAUUGGAGCAGUUGGAGCUGUCUCUAAAGCAGCUGUCGCUGCAGGAGGAGCGGUUGCAGGAGGAAUUGCUGCGCUUCUAAAAUAGGAACAGUGAACAAUUACAGUUUUCUGGAAUCUAUCAGAAUCAAUCCACAUUAUUCAUUCUCUAUUACUUUUCAAGAAGCUUUUUAUACAAUUUUUUACUAUUUCAUCUGCUUCAAUGGAAAAUUAUAAAUUAAUUGACAAUAUGUAUCAAUUAAAUCAUUCAAUCAAUUGUCAAUAAAAAAUAAAUA